Molecule: messenger RNA, 659 nt
Organism: Drosophila willistoni
Lineage: Eukaryota; Metazoa; Arthropoda; Insecta; Diptera; Drosophilidae
Exons: 2
Coding region: 174-533 (119 amino acids)
Source: RefSeq, a predicted model, not a curated record
AAUCAUUAUUCAGUUUGUUUUAGGACUUCAGGCAGUAACAUAUAAAAGUCUUACAUUUUGUAAACUCUUCAAAUAAAAAGUUUUCCAACUACUUCCAAGGAUAUUUUAUUCUCGGGACUGAACUGGGACACUCUUCUCCGCUAGAUCCUCCACGAAGUCUGAAGUCGGGAAAAAUGUCUACCCCAAAGUUUCUUGGCACACGUCAACUCCUGGGCUCGAUGACCAGGAACUCGUCGUCGAAGAAAUUAUCUGCCGCUUACCGUCUCGUCGAUGCCAAGCGGGUCUCCGCCGCCACCCGGAAUGGCGUCGAGGAGGUGGAAUCGCCUGUAACCCAACCGACGAAAUUUAAGAUAGGAAAGUUUGGACAAGCCCGGAAUAAGAAGGCUUUGAAGUAUGUUAAAGAGCAGUUGGUCUGCGAGUUGGUGAACUUGAAAGACGAAAUGGAGUCGAAGGAACCCUUGACUAAAGAGCUUAUCAAGAAGUAUAAAGAUAUGCUGGAGGAAGUGAAAAAAAGGGAGCAAAAUGCAAAAUGAACUAUAGAUUUUGGCACGAACAAUUUAUAAUUUGGAACUCCUUUAGAUAUUUGUAAAUUUGUAAUGAAAUUUUAAAAAUUCUACAAGUAGCUAAAACUUCGAAAUAUAUAUGGAUUCAUUACGAUA